AUGAAGUUCGCGACGCUCACCGCUCUCCUUGCUGCUCCCCUCGUCUCGCUCGCCGCUGCGCUGCCCGUGGAGCGCGACGUGUACGCCCCGCCGGUGACCUACCCCUCCAACGGGACGGUGUGGAAGCCGUUUGAGAAGCACAACGUUACCUGGGAUGUAUCGGACCCGCCUAAGCAGAUCACGAACCCCGUCGGGACGAUCCGUUUGGUGAAGGAUGACCGGAUUACUCCUCUCAUCCUCGCCGACAACUUCGACAUCCUGCUCGGCACGUACGAGGUCACGGUCCCCUGGGUCGAGACGGGCGACAACUAUCGCAUCCUUCUGUUCGGUGACUCCGGCAACUGGGGCGAUGAGUUUACCAUCGAGUACGAUGGGUAA
Molecule: messenger RNA, 378 nt
Organism: Schizophyllum commune H4-8
Lineage: Eukaryota; Fungi; Basidiomycota; Agaricomycetes; Agaricales; Schizophyllaceae
Exons: 4
Coding region: 1-378 (125 amino acids)
Source: RefSeq, a predicted model, not a curated record